GAGGAAGGGGACAGGAAGGGAAUGGGUAGGGUGGCAGAAGGCCAGGCUUUAUUGAGAUCAGGUUAGGACAAGUUCUGUUUCCCAAAAAUGACAAGUUGGGGGCCAGUGAGGCUGGCAUAAAAAUCCUCACUCUGGGUGCCUGGUCCUUUGCUCCCUUCUGGGUCUCUCUGCUACCUGGCCUGAUUCAAGAUGUCCAGUCUCCUGGAAGGUGCUCUGGUAACAAUGGUCUCCACCUUCUACAAGUACUCCGGCCAAGAGGGUGACAAGUUCAAGCUGAGCAAGGGGGAGAUGAAGGAACUUCUGCACAAGGAGCUGCCAAGCUUUGUGGGGGAGAAGGUGGAUGAGGAGGGGUUAAAGAAGCUGAUGAGCGACCUCGAUGAAAACAGUGACCAGCAGAUGGACUUCCAGGAAUAUGCUGUGUUUCUGGCCCUUGUCACUAUGAUGUGCAACGACUUCUUCGCGUGGGCCCCAGACCAGCCUUGAAGUGGUGUGCUCCAUUUCCUGCUAUGGGUCUCCGGACAAUAUUGUAAUGGCUCAGUGAUGCUUUAUAACCUGGCUGCCCCAGUUAAAGUGCUGGAAACGGGGUUUUCUGGGUCCCACCACCUUCCAUACUGAUUCUCCUUCUAGACUUUCCCCGAGGCCAAAAGUAGCACCCUGGGAUUGCGUACAAAUAAAAUUUGGGGAAUUGA
Nannospalax galili (Upper Galilee mountains blind mole rat) is the source of this 689-nucleotide messenger RNA. It is a transcript of the gene S100a2, whose product is annotated as S100 calcium binding protein A2. Gene Ontology annotation, biological process: endothelial cell migration. Lineage: Eukaryota; Metazoa; Chordata; Mammalia; Rodentia; Spalacidae. Gene Ontology annotation, cellular component: cytoplasm. The coding region runs from base 190 to 483 and encodes 97 amino acids. Gene Ontology annotation, molecular function: calcium ion binding; transition metal ion binding. The record is from RefSeq and is a predicted model, not a curated record. The transcript is spliced from 3 exons.